CUGUUAAAAAACUAUUUUAUUUUUUAAUUAUAUUUUCUUAUCACAGAGUAAAUGGACUCAAAUUAAAGGUUGAAUAGUUUCAGUGUGAACUUUGUGCUACUGUACCUCCAACUUCCUGAGUCAUACGUCUGGUGUAAACUGGUUUAGACCAGACCUGUGUUCAAAUGUACAUGCAGGUGGAUCAGGAAUUUAAAAAAACACGCCUGCCAGCAGUCAGACUAUUAUUCCUUUGCAUAAGAGCGUACAGCACACCUUGUUUGUCUUGUGUAAUUUUUAUUUUUUUUCUCUUCAGGGAGGCGGUCCAACAUUCACUGUACAGCAUAGUUUUCACCCAGUUAUUUGUUUCAAUAGACCAUCUUCUCUGUUCUUACCCUCAGUUAAAUCCUCUUCAGUGGCAACGAGUAAUGGCACAAGAAGAGGACAUCAUUUCAAGAAGACGCACUUUGUUUUUACUACCUGAAACUUGAUGUUAGCUCUAGUAGUUUGUUGCCCGUCAUGGAGACCUGAAAGGAGGCAGAAUUAUCUUGGGUGAAACUGCAGGAUGAAAGAAGUCUCUUGAUUGUUUUGUCUUGUUAAGACCCGUGUUGGUCCUUGAAAGUUUUGAACAUGGCGGGGGGCCGAACGUCUGACUUGGCACCAACGGUUGCUGUCAAGGUUUUUUCAGCUGGGUCAGCCGGCUGCGUGGCUGAUCUGGUCACCUUUCCAUUGGAUACCGCCAAAGUACGACUACAGGUCCAAGGCGAAUCUAAGGCCCUACCAAAAGGCCAGAAGGCCAAGUUCAGAGGUGUAUUUGGCACCAUCAUCCCCAUCGUGAGGAACGAGGGGCCGAGGAACCUGUACAAUGGACUCCUGGCGGGGCUGCACAGACAGAUGUGCUUUGCCUCGGUGCGGAUCGGUCUGUACGACACCAUGAAGCAGCUGUAUGCCCACGGAUCAGAGAAUCCUGGACUCGGGACGCGAUUGCUGGCGGGCUCCACCACAGGAGCGAUGGCAGUGGCGUUUGCUCAGCCCACCGACGUUGUGAAGGUCAGGUUCCAGGCUCAGAUACGAGAGCCUGAGAAUGGCUUUGUGAAGAGGUACAGCGGCACCAUCGACGCUUAUAGGACCAUAGCGAGAGACGAGGGCCUCAGGGGGCUCUGGAAAGGCUGUCUGCUGAACAUAACUCGUAACGCCAUCGUGAACUGCUCCGAGCUGGUGACGUACGACAUCAUUAAAGAGCGGAUCCUGAUGAGCAAACUGAUGACAGACAACGUGCCGUGUCACUUCACUGCAGCCUUUGCAGCAGGAUUCUGCACCACGAUCGUUGCGUCUCCAGUGGACGUGGUAAAAACCCGCUUCAUGAACUCAGCGCCUGGUCAGUAUAGCGGCGCUGUGAAGUGCGCUCUGACCAUGCUGCUUAAAGAGGGGCCCUCUGCUUUCUAUAAGGGCUUCAUGCCGUCGUUCCUUCGCCUGGGAUCCUGGAACAUAGUGAUGUUUGUCAGCUACGAGCAGAUUCAGAGAGCUGUGGUAAGAUUUCAGCGGUCCUGGGAGUCUCGGUACAGGACUGCCUGACAGCUGGCUAACAAUGAAGCCAUGCAGUGCUGUCUGCAGCAAUGUGGAUGGUAGCAGCUGAUCUGGGCCAUGCACCUCACCCGAGAACCCGUUCUUCUACGGCAAACUGCAGGGAUGAUUGUUAAUUAAUAAUUGUAUCAGGUCUUUCUUUUUUUAAGCCAAGCUUUUUAUUUUUAAGAACCUCUGACACCUCUUUUAGGAUGUACAUGACCUCAGAAGAAGAACCAGGUUAACCAACAUGUUGAAACAACUGAGUGGGUUUGUUAAUGCAGCUAAAAUAUUUAUUGAUCAAAUUUGUCUGAGCAUAAAAUAAGAGUUGCACAGAUUAUGUGGUUCAGAGUAGAGUUACUUCUGGACGUUAAGCAGAACCGCAACAGCUUUGGUUGUUCUGUGCAUUUCACACCUGAGACCACAUAAAGAAUCCAGUUAGAAGACAUCCUUAUUUGCAAGUACAUGUAAAUAAUCUAACACUAAAUUAUACAUUAUGUAUGACAUAAACAAAAGUGUUAAACUGUGCAACUUAAUGUUGGCUGUUAUGCCUUUCUUUGCUAAAUUAACUGCUUCCAGCUGUUUUUUGGAUGUGAAAAA
Messenger RNA from Fundulus heteroclitus (mummichog), 2139 nucleotides. RefSeq names its product mitochondrial uncoupling protein 2. The transcript has 6 exons. Gene Ontology annotation, biological process: mitochondrial transmembrane transport; adaptive thermogenesis; response to cold. The coding region runs from base 607 to 1551 and encodes 314 amino acids. NCBI's taxonomy places the organism in Eukaryota, Metazoa, Chordata, Actinopteri, Cyprinodontiformes, Fundulidae. Gene Ontology annotation, molecular function: oxidative phosphorylation uncoupler activity. Gene Ontology annotation, cellular component: mitochondrial membrane. The record is from RefSeq and is a predicted model, not a curated record.